Syngnathoides biaculeatus (alligator pipefish) is the source of this 4519-nucleotide messenger RNA. Its product is annotated as RING finger protein 11-like. The transcript has 3 exons. NCBI's taxonomy places the organism in Eukaryota, Metazoa, Chordata, Actinopteri, Syngnathiformes, Syngnathidae. Bases 530 to 994 code for a protein of 154 amino acids. The record is from RefSeq and is a predicted model, not a curated record.
AUCAAACGACACUCAACAUGUCAGCGAAGGGGCUAGCAAGUCGGGAUAGCUUGAAAACUGUUUAAAUGUUGCUCGUGGACGAUAAAAUACGAAAAUGUCGCCUUGGUCGGAGCUCCAGACGGCUUAGUUCAACUGUGGGCAUCGCUUUUAUCGUGGAUAUAUGUAUAUAUUUUUUUUGGUACAACAUUCCCUAAGAGCGAGGAAAUGAGGAAGUCGCCCAGUCGCCGGACGAAUCUGGCUGCCUAGCUGUUAGCAGGAGUUCUUUGUUUUGUUUUGUUUUUUUUAUUUUAUUAUUAUUAUUCGAGGCGGAGCUUGGAUGUAAACAUGAGCUGAAACUGAGGCGGCUUCGCUUAAGAAAAAAAACAAAAGUUGAAUCAAACAUGCCGUCUUUACAGUGAAGAUUCUUGUUCAAUGUGUGUGACAUCACCAUAAGAACAACAAGACAGCCAUCGUGGACGUCAGAGUUUGCCUUUAUUUUUUUUUUUAGCACUAAACAAAAGGUGUUUUUUUUUUUUAAACAAAAAGAAAAAUGGGUAACUGUCUGAAGUCGCCAACGUCAGAUGACAUCUCUCUGCUUCAUGAGUCCCAUUCGGAUAGGGUGAGCGUCGGGGACGGGACGGAUCCAGACCUGGAACCACCUCCGCCUUACCAGGAGCAGGCCCACGUGCCCACGUACCAUCCCACACCCAGUCAGGCCCGUCUGGCCACCCAGCUGACCGAAGAGGAACAGAUCCGCAUCGCCCAGCGCAUCGGGCUGAUCCAGCACCUGCCCAAGGGCGUGUACGACGGCGGCCAAGAUGACUCAGAGAAGAAGAUCCGAGAGUGUGUGAUCUGCAUGCUGGACUUUGUGUACGGCGACCCGGUGCGGUUCCUGCCUUGCAUGCACAUCUACCACACGGACUGCAUCGACGACUGGCUCAUGAGGUCCUUCACGUGCCCGUCCUGCAUGGAGCCCGUCGACGCCGCCCUCCUCUCCACCUACGAGACCAACUGACGCCCUCCCGCUUCCCCCCCCGUCGAGCUCGCCUUACACGUGACCGCCCGUGAGUUUAGCUUAAAAAAAACAUCGACAAAAACAAAAAAAAAGGUUGGUUGUCGUCUUGCACUUUGAAAAAGAUGUCCGCACAUCUCCCGUGUGUCGCUAACAACGUUUUCAGUCGACUUUGUCGCGGAGAUGCGCGUGCGUUUAUCCGUUUGUGUUCGUUUGUCCACUCGAGCCGGUCUCAGUGGUCACCUCACACUUAAAUUAUUCGCCCAGAAUCUUAAAGCGUAUCACCAGAGCUCACACUUUAUUAGCAAUUGCCUAAUAUCUUGAUGCAAUAUGCUAUACUUGAUAUAUAGAUAUUUUUUGGGAGGGGGGGAGUAUUGUGCAUGUGUGUCAUUGGCAAGAGCCACUAUGAAUGUUUUAAGUUGGAAUGGAAAAACUGUAUGUAACUUCUUUUAUGUGAAGCCCCCUGACUCACUUCAUACAUACUCACUACAGUAAUCCCGCACUAUACCGCGGUUCACUUAUGACAGAUUCUUUUGGGAGGGGUUGAUCAAUAUAUACAGGAGGAUGAAUUUACAUCAAAAUAGUUUGUAUGAAAAACAAGAUGAUGUACUUAGCAUUACUGCUAAGAGGUGGAUGGAGAAGACGAAGAUGAGGUUGUGCUUGGCUACGGCGAAAGAACCUGGUCCUCAAUCAUCUCCAUCUCGACAAGUAUCAAAGAUUGUGAUCAUUGUAUCCGACAAAGGAACGGAACCCUUCACAUGCUCUAAAAUAUGUGCUUCGUCUUUAAUAAUUGUCACCACGGUCGACCGACUGAAGCCUCGGUGCUGUUGGUGUCUCUCCUUUCUCCAAUCUUUUCAUGAUCUUGAGCUUCGUUUCCACGGUCAUGGAUUUUCUUUUGGCUGCAGAAGCAUUGCUAAAAGACACAGCUUUCUUCUUUGGGGCCAUAAUGUCGAAAAAGGAGGGCGAGAGAUGCGAAGAUACUCCUGGUGCUAUGGAAAAGACAGACAGACGGACGGGGGACGGGCGCUGGAAAGUCGAAACGUCUCAGGUCGAGACCGUCUUAAACCGAGGACUUCCUGUAGUGCAGUGACUCAACUGCAAAUAUUUGGUUCAUUUAGCGUUUGUGGCUAAUUGACUGUAUUGUGGCAGCAAUGAUUGACAUGAGAACAAAUGGGAUUUUUUUUAUGUUGGAGAAAAAGAAGCGUUGUUGAGCAGUUUCAAAUCAAACAUUUGGUCACCUAAUAGGUUGCAUAAUAAUAUUGUGAAAAUGAACGGCAUAUUACUGGUUAACACACAAGCCACAGCGAGAAGUUCACAAUUACUAAAAUAAGAGCCUAGCCCAAUGUACAGUAAAGCAAAUGCAUACACACUCAACAAUAUGGAACAUGUUGGUUGGGCCAACAAUAUGGAGCAAAUUCAAGUAAAUAAUUUUUUACAACCGUUUAAAAGACCAGAGCAAGGAGUUCUUGGAAGCAGCACCAAGCCCGACGAUGCUUGGCGCUGCCUACAAUGCCGAUGAAGCACGUCUGAAAAAAAGAAAAUUCGUAAUGCAGUGAAUCCGUCAUAGGUGAAUCGCAAUAUAGCAAGGGAUCGCUUACAUAUCGUGUUGUUUAUCAUCAUUAAUUCCAUGAGGGAAAUAAACGGGUCGAAACUGCCAUCACGAGCGUGCACGGACAGACGUCGACGAGUUAACUGUGCAUUUGUACUCUGAACGCGAACCAAAACAGCAGCACCGACCAAAAACUGUCCUUCAGAUGAAUUUGAGUGUAAACAAGUUUUAAUGAAAGAUGAUUUUUGCAUUAUGUCGAGACAAAGACUAAAGUGUUCCGGUAAACGCUGUACAAUGUUUGCGCUGCCUUGAUUAUUUUCCCACAGUCGUCAUCGUAUUUUCUCGUCCAAACUCCACGUAAACUUGUUUUUAUUUUAAUUCCCCUGUUGAGUAAAUGAACACCCCCCGCCCCCGUUACAAAAAUGAAAGGAUGGAUUGGAACAUAUUUAGGAGAUAUAUAAAAUGCUGUUUGUUGUAAAAUAAGAGGAAUUUUGAAAAUGGCACGUACAGCAGCAGGAGGUCAGCCAGUGAAAAAGGGCUCAGGCGGAUCGCGAAGCUUGCGCGCACUUUUCAUCCGAUCCGCGGAUUUGCACUUUAGAACAGUAUGUAAAAACAUUGUAUCAUUAAUAUAUGUAGACCUUAUAAUAACCUUGCACUAUCAACACAUUGUUACUUUUCCCGUCGGCCCUGCUUUUGUGUGACAUUUGCUCUCGUCCUGUCAGUCACCGGUGACUAGACUUAUGAACGAACAAGCAAUGAUUCGGAUUCACUCGCGGGUGCGCUUGGGGAAAAAAAAAAAAAAGAAUCUUGCAUCAUAAUUUUUGCAUUUCAGAGUACAUAUUUUAUUCUGACAAGAAUUGCAACGCUGUGUACUUAACGCCGCUAUUUUGACUUACUGAGCAUGGCAUACAUGCCACAGUUUUACCCGAUCACGUACUCUUUUCCGCGGAUCGGGGCAUCUGGUAGUCGGGAGGAGCUUCGCGAUUGCUCAUGGGCGACCGGGACCGCGGCAGAGGAAUUGGAUAAAGGUUUCCAAGAGUCAAAUCAACACAUUGUGGCAAUGGGUAGGUUUCCAAAUACGCCAUCUUGUGUGUCACCACCACCCUUAAACCAAUCGGAUAAAGUAACGAAAGAAAAAAACUUAACGUUUCACCUAUCACCUGUGUUCUUUGAACUCUAUGACACACAAGAUGGCGUAAUUGGGAAACCUGUCCGUUGAUGAGAGCAACUCAGCUACUGCUAGCUGGCAGCUAGGAGGCUUCUGACAGCAGUUUUAGUCGAAGCAGAUGUUGCCAGUCAACAUGGAUUAGGCAUAUAGCACAGACAGCAGCGUAUCAUAGACCACGGGCGCCAUGAGGGAUCCUUGUUAAAGUAAGCCAUUUCCAAUUUUUGGGGAGGGAUAAACGCCAACCGCAAUCUUAUCAGUUGUCGCCGAAAUCUGCGAACCUUAACCAGGGCGCAUUGAUAGUUUUCAAAUGAAGUAAAAAUGUUUCAUUUGUUGGGCAACGAUCUCUUCAUUCCGUGAUGCUUAAAGGAGUAAUGAUUCGAUUGUGAUUCGCGAGUCAUUUGUUUCUGUCAACGCGAAUCACGACUGGGGAUUCAGACGGUGAGUGCGAGCACAACUGCUAAUAGUAAAAAGUAUUUUUCAUGCAAUCAUGUUUUAGUUACAGCUGGUUGUUUUUUUUUUUUCCCAUAAUUUUAUUUUUUUUUUUUGGGGGGGGGGGGGGGUUGCAUUAACGGUAGUUUAGACACACGAAUGCCUCACUGCGCAAACCUCUGUCCGAACCCAAAUCGUGUGCGUUACAAGUAUAGUUUUUAUAUCACUUUUUUUUUUUUUUUCCUUUUUCAGUGUUGUAACCAGUCAAAACACGGUGUUUCCUGUAAUCCCGUUUUAUUAUUAAGUUUGUUUCUCGGAACAAGAGCAAACCAGCCCUUGUGUGUAAAGGAAAAAAAAAUACAAUAAAUUUGGAAAGACCUUC